Molecule: messenger RNA, 1690 nt
Organism: Fonticula alba
Lineage: Eukaryota; Rotosphaerida; Fonticulaceae
Exons: 7
Coding region: 234-1442 (402 amino acids)
Biological process (GO): protein import into peroxisome matrix
Cellular component (GO): peroxisomal matrix; cytosol
Molecular function (GO): protein binding
Source: RefSeq, a predicted model, not a curated record
GGGAGACGCACAAACCCAAGGCCCACCGACGCUCCGCCUGCCAGCACCCCUCCACCCCUGGGCUUCGCGGAACGGGAGAGGGAGAGAGACAUCCAGCCGACUGGCGAUCCGCCGACUCCGACUCAAGAUCGUCCCCCUCAGCGCUCCAAGCCCGACUCAGCUCCAUCUAUACACCCUCGCCUCGCCUCCUGGUCCCUCCCACUGUCGGCCCUGCUUCUGAUUGCUGUGCCAAAAUGUCUGCGCCCACGAUGCCGGCCGCCGCUGCUUCCGCGCCAGGCCUGGCACCGGCAGCUCCCCUGGCGCCUCCCUUCUCCUGUCUGCGCGAGACGACCUCUCCCCUGGAGGGACACUCGGCCCUGUCGAUCGCGAUCGCCCCUGGCGCGAUGGACCUGUCGCGCGAUGCGCCGGCGCUCCUGUGUGUGGCCGGCGGCGAGCACUACGGCAUCAGUGGCGGCGGGUCGCUCACCGUUUUUGGCGUGUCCGACCAGGGGCGCCUGGCCCCCAUGCGCCGCUAUGCCACGCCCUUUCCCCUUUUUGACUGCUCCUGGUCGCCGCUCCAGUCCGGAUCGCUCAUCUCGGCCUCCGGUGGCCAUGGAACCACUCUUCUAUUCAGCACUCACGAGUCGGAUGACCGGCCAACUCUCAUCUUCGCCGAGCCGCACGACGGCGAUGCCCUGUCGACGCGCUGGAAUACGCUGAAUGCCGAGCUCCUCAUCACGUCCGGGAGCGACGGCUUUGUCAAGAUGCGAAAUGUCUUCCGGCCUGAGGCCGGUGCGGUGGGCCGGUUCGCCGCGUCGCAAGCACUCGCGACCAUGGCUGCCCCUCCGGGCCGGGCCCUCCCCCCAGUCUACUCGGCACUUUGGUCGCCAGCCUCGCCAUUCAUCUUCGCCGGGACCAUCGGCACAGGCAUCGCACUGUGGGACACUCGCGUGCAUGGGCGCUCCGCCAGCCCCGGCGGGGCGGAUGUCCAGAAUGAAGUCCUCUUCGCCGCGACCCAUGCAUCGGGCGAGUGCUUGGACUUGGCCUGGGCCCCCCCGGCCAAAGGACUGCCGACAGUCUGCUGCACCGCCGGCACCGAUGCCACGCUCUCCAUCAUGGAUUGGAAGUAUGUCAGCGCCGGAAAUGGCCCCGGCGUGGUGACUCGGCUUUUUGGCCACUCGCGGGCCAUCAAACGCGUGGUCUGGUGGGGGCCCACGGCCCCAGGAGCAACCGAUCUCAUCGGCAGUGCGAGCUACGAUGCGACGGUCACCAUUUGGGACGCCGACCGGCAGAUUGCCAUUGACCGGUAUUCAGCCGGAAGGGAACCCUUGGCGGCCAUUGACUUCGGCCCGCCUGGGGCCUUGGGCCGGCUGAAGGUCGCUGGCGGCCCGCUGUGCCCCGAGGUGACCGUCGUGUCCGGCGGCUUCGAUGGGGUGGUCACCAUGCGGGAGCUUGGCCGCUAGCAAUAUGCAGAAAGUGGUCCCCCCCCCCCUCCCUUUACCCUCUUCUCCGGCGUGAGAAGAGAGCAAAGAAGCUGCUCCCUUUCCCCCGGAAAAGAAGCCCCCAUUUUCCCCGUAUCGCGGGCACAGUGCGCCGCGCACGGGGGAAAAUACACCAAUACAGCGGGAGCCCCUGGCGUUGCACUGCUUCUCCGGCAAGAGGCCCGAUCGGGGGAGGAUGGCCACAGCUCCCACACCAGACCCGAUGCCCG